Messenger RNA from Myotis brandtii (Brandt's bat), 2850 nucleotides. RefSeq names its product fibrinogen silencer binding protein (gene FSBP). Lineage: Eukaryota; Metazoa; Chordata; Mammalia; Chiroptera; Vespertilionidae. The record is from RefSeq and is a predicted model, not a curated record. The transcript has 2 exons. Bases 39 to 938 code for a protein of 299 amino acids.
GGUUUCAGAAACUGCCUCCUUAAUUUGAGAAAAGAACAAUGGUAGGAAAGGCUAGAUCUUCCAAUUUUACCUUAUCUGAAAAGCUUGAUUUGCUAAAACUUGUGAAGCCAUAUGUGAAAAUCCUCGAAGAACACACUAAUAAGCAUUCAGUAAUAGUGGAAAAGAAUAGAUGUUGGGAUAUCAUAGCAGUUAACUAUAAUGCAAUUGGAGUAGACCGCCCUCCUCGAACAGCGCAGGGCCUACGCACCCUUUACAAAAGGCUCAAAGAAUAUGCCAAACAGGAGCUAUUGCAGCAAAAAGAUACCCAAUCAGAUUUAAAAAGCAGUAUUUCUGAGCCAACCAAGAAAGUUAUGGAGAUGAUUCCCCAGAUUUCCAGUUUUUGCCUGGUAAGAGACAGGAACCACAUACAAAGUGCAAACUUGGCUGAGGAGGCACAGGCUGGUACCAGUUCACUACAGGUAAUGUUGGAUCAGCAUCCAGUUGCUAUUACAGUGGAGGUGAAGCAAGAAGAAGACAUUAAGCCCCCUCCUCCACUGGUUUUAAAUUCGGAACAGAGUUAUACUUUAGAGCAAAGAGAAGAACAUGAAUUAGUACAUGUUAUGGACAGAUCUGUGUCGCCGUCACUUUCCUCUGUUGAUAUGAGAAUGACAUCGUCUCCAUCUUCCAUCCCAAGGAGAGAUGAUUUUUUUCAUCAUGAGUGUGGAGGACACUUUAGGUCACAAUUAGGGUAUGAUCCUCAGAUUCUGCAAAUGCUGAAAGAGGAGCAUCAGAUAAUUUUAGAAAAUCAAAAAAAUUUUGGAUUAUAUGUUCAGGAGAAGAGGGAUGGAUUGAAAAGAAGGCAGCAGCUAGAAGAAGAGCUGCUACAAGCAAAAAUUGAAGUGGAGAAGCUGAAAGCAAUUCGCUUACGGCAUGAUCUGCCUGAAUAUAAUCGUUUCUAAAUUUUUUUCAGUUUCACAAUAUAAUUUUAAUUUUGGCCGUUACUUUCUCUUGGGAAUGUCUUAAAACAGAAUAUGUAUUAUAAUGUAUCGUUAAUCUCUAUUAUGAAAAAAACCUUUGACAUUUUAAAAAUUAUUUAAUUUUCUUUUGAUAUAUAUUAUAAUUUUUUGAUUGUAUGGCAUGGUUUUAUUUUUUUUGUCUCCUCUGUUUUUUUUCUAAGAAGUUUAAUUGUUGGCCUUACAAAAGAUGUUAUAUUUUGAUCAUUAAAAUAUAACAUACAUAAAUAUAUACACAAACACAUAAGUAGUCUUUCAAAGCUCUAUCUUCAACAUUUUAAAUUAGAGCUUUGAAAAGCUGUAGUUCAAGGUUUUUAAUUCAGUCUAAUUUAGAAGCAAUACUAGCCCAAUAACAGGAAGCUUGUCUUUAUGACAUUGAUUUUUAUGCUUUCAUUUUUUGAAGGAGUAAGUCCUAUGACUUUAGUGAUGGAAAGUAUUUGGAGAUCACUUUUUACCCCCUUUUCAAUUUAGAAGCUAAUAAAACUGAGGUCCAGAAAGAACUCAGUGACUUACUUGAUAUAACAAAGCUAUUUUUGGCAGAGCAAGGACCAGCACUGAGUUUUUGUUUGUAAUUCCCCCCCCCCUACUAUUCCAUAGAAAUAAAGAUCCAUUAAAGUUAACCUCCAUAUUAAAAAAAUUGGAGGUGCUUAUUUUAUUAAAGUAGUUUUUAAAGAUUGGGAGGUUAUGAAAUCAAGGGAAUUGUAUCAAUUAUCCCCAUCCCCCACCCACCUUUUUUUUUUUUUUUUUUUUUUUGCCAGAAAAAUAAGAUAAUCUCUUGGAGCUAUUAUAUAUCUUGGCUGUAAGAUUUAAUGUUUUAAUUCACUUUUAAUGUCUUACUCUGGAAAAGAUUUCACAGUAAAAAUUUUAAUGAACAAAAUUAAAAUUUUACAUAGAUUAAAAGUAGCAAAAAGUAUGUUUAUAGUUUAUGAUAUAAUCUGUAAUGUUUAUUUAAAUAUUGCUAUUUUAGUAUUUGUGGAAAUAAAACUUUCAUUCUUAAAGCACACAUAUUAAAUUUAAGUUAAAUCUUUAGUAUGUAUAUUACUUACCGAUUUCUAUUUUUGCUAGAGCUUUGUUGAGGAAGGAUUUUUAAGCCAGGCUUUAGAAUGGGGUAGGCAGAAUUUUAGCAGUACAGUGGGCAAAGGACAUUUAAGUCAAAGUGAGCAGCAUGAAAAAAGGCCUAGAGAAUGGGGAGAAGUGGAUCAUCGUGUACAAGCACAAAUACAGUGCUAAACCAGAUGAUUGUACAUGACUGUAGAGGGCCCAUUAGGAUAGUGGUAAUCUUAAGACAUCUUCCUUGACUGUAACUACUGUUUAGUUCCGGGAGACUUUUUACAUGCACAAUAAGCCAGAGAUCUGCAUUUUAUGUGAAAAAUUUUCCAAUUUUAAAAUGUUGCAAAUAAUUUAAAAUGUUUAAAACACUACACAGACAAAACAUGUGAGUGGAUGGCAUUCAGCCUGUGGGCUUCCUUUGUGGCCUUAGAAGUCGAGCAAUGGUUCACCAAGAGUAGAUCCUGACCAGUAGUAUCAGCAUCAUUUGAGAACUUGUGCGAAAUGUAAAUUCAUGCCUUUUGAAUUAGAAACUUUGGAGGUGGAGUCCAGCAAUAUUUUCACAAACCCUCAGUUUGAGACCCACUAGACAGAAUAUUUUGGAACCUAGCUUGGUGCCUAAAUCAUAUUAGAUUCUCAAAAAAAUUUGUUGAAAAGAGGAGUAAAAGUGAGUUAAGGGAUAUCAAUUUGGAAGUUGGUUGGUGCCAGAUUAUAGAUUACAUUAAAAACUAUUUUUAGCCCUGGCCUGGUAGCUUAGUUGGUUUGAGUGUCCUCCUAAUAAGCCUAGGUUGCAGGUUCGAUCCCCGGUCAG